Molecule: messenger RNA, 1305 nt
Organism: Selaginella moellendorffii
Lineage: Eukaryota; Viridiplantae; Streptophyta; Lycopodiopsida; Selaginellales; Selaginellaceae
Product: putative pentatricopeptide repeat-containing protein At1g56570
Exons: 1
Coding region: 1-1305 (434 amino acids)
Molecular function (GO): protein binding
Source: RefSeq, a predicted model, not a curated record
AUGGGUCCCCUGACAAAGUUCCAGCAGUGCACCAGAUUUGCAAUGCUACUCCGAGAGUGUGACGAGCCAAGACAACUCGCUUGCGGCAGGCAUCUCCACGCGCAAAUCCUAAAUGGCGACCUGGGCGGCGAGACAUUCCUCUCCAACCUCUUGAUCCAAAUGUAUGGCACCUGCGGGAGCUUGCAAGACGCGAAGCAGGUCUUCGAUGGGAUCCAAAGGCCAAACAUCUUCUCCUACACGAUCAUGAUCACAGCCUUGGUUCAAGCUGGCCAGAGGAGGCGCGCCUUAGAGCUGUAUCACCGCGUGGAUCUGGAAGGCCUCGCUCCGGACGAAGCCACUCUUGUCAUCGCCAUCGCUGCUUGCGAGAGCUUGUCCCAAGGCAAGGCAAUCCACCAGCGUCUUCAAGCCAGAGGAAAGAUGAACUUGAUCUCGGCCAACUCUCUCCUGGGCUUGUAUGGACGGCUCGGCAGCAUCGAGGGCGCGGCGUGCCUCUUCCAUUCCAUGCUCGAGAGAGACGCGGUUUCGUGGACUUCGCUUCUAUCGGCAUAUGCCCAGAACGGACAUAGCCGGACAGCGCUAGAUCUGUACAAACAAGGCGCGAAUGUGGAGGAGAACGAGGUAACGUACAUUGUGUUGCUUGGAGCUUGUGGCGAGCUUGGAGAUCUUGCCCGGGGAAUGGAGCUCCAUGCCAGGAUCGUUUCGAGGAUGAGCAGCUGGGUCGACUCGAGCAACGCGGUGGUGCUGGCGAAUGCGAUGGUGACCAUGCUUGCGAGGUGUGGGAGCUUGCCUCGAGCUCGAAAGUUCUUCGAUCGAAUCGCAGCGGCCAAGACAAGGGUAUCGUGGACAGCAAUGCUCGCAGCUUACGUCCAGCAGGGGCUCGUGAGCAGUGCCAAGGAGGUCUUCCACGCCAUGGCGGUCGAGGGAGAGUCGCCGGACGAGGUUACGUUUGUGAGCUUGCUUCAUGCGUGUAGCCAUGGCGGUGAACUGGAAGAGGCUGCUCAAUACUUCGGAUCCAUGGUGAGUGACUACGAUCUGUCCCAGAGCAACGAGCACUGCCGCCGCUGCUUGCUGGACCUCCUGGGCAGAGUUGGAUGGCUAGACGAAGCGGAGAGGCUGCUAGCCGAGGAGAAGACGCUGGGAUCCAGUGUGGUGGCGUGGAAAACUUUCCUGGGUGCUUGCAAGACUCAUAGCUCGGCCAGGCAGGCACAGUGUAGCUCUCUCAAUCUCCGGAAGCUCCAGCCAGGGGACGCUACCUCUUAUGUCAUGCUUUCCAAUCUCUACGCUCACAAGUCGCAAAACACAUAG